AUGUUCUCAGAGAUUAUCAUGGAAACACUCCCUCCAUACCAGUUGCUACGCUAUCUCCCGACCCAUCAAGUUUUGAUUUGUUUGCACUGCCGCUAUGCCAUUCAACCAGGGGCUAUCGUCCGCCAUCUCAAAGAGAUCCACCAUUUAGAUCGUUUGCGACGUCGAGCAUUUGUCGAUUAUGCGGCUCAGUUUGAGUUAGCACCAAUAUAUUCUGUAGUCUUACCAGACGAGACCGAGUUUCCGGUGGACUUGUUACCGAUUCACAGCGGGCUGGUCUGUCGCUUUGAGGGGUGCGCUCACCUAUGUGCUACUCUCAAGCGAAUGAAAGCGCACCAGUCAUCUGUGCAUUGUAACAGUACCAGCAAUGAUAAAAGCUGGUGCUCAGUGCCGCUGCAGACCUUCUUUCGGGGAAAUGCCUUGCGCUAUUUUACAAACCCAGCGCUCUUGGCGUUGUCGACUGAUAGUCCAGAAGAACCGAUGAGCGCAAGUGAGGAAUCUCCAAUAACUACUAUCACUACCCCAGAUUCAGAUGACGAGCAAAGGAUGUCAAGUCUAUCUACCUAUGAAAAUAACGUAUCGUUGUACGCCAAGAACAUGCACCUCUUCAACCAUUAUCUAAACUCCACAUAUAAAACGAUAUCAUGUGGCCCAGAUACUGACAGUGUCUUCCGGAUUAUUGUCCCCAAAUUAGCCGCCCAAUUCCCAUUCUUGCUUCAUGGCAUGCUAGCCUGUUCGGCGCUCCACUUGGCUUCCAGCAACCCCCUGAACCAAAGAUCAUACAUGUUCCAGGCGAUCCACCAUCAAGACCAAGCACUUCCAGCAUUUCACUUGGCAACUAUGCAGGUCGACACGAAUAAUUGUCAAGCAAUACUGGCCUAUGCAUUCUUCCUUGUCAUCUAUGGCCUAAGCUCCGAAAGUGAAGAUGAGAUAUUGUUUCUCGGUAAUGAAGGGGAAGCAAUAUCCCCUUCGAACUGGAUUAGUCUUUUGCGCAAUGGCUGCUCCAUGCUGUGUGAUGUCUGGUCUGAACUAACACAGGGGUCAUUGGCGCCAUUCGCAGCAAUAUGGCGGGAUGAUCUCGGCUUCACUGCAGACCCGAGUGAUCCAUUACUUGUAUCAUUGUUGUCUGCCAUGUCAGACUCAAGCGAAGUUGUUGAUUGUGACCAGAGAUUUUCGGAUGAUGAUAUGCAUGUAUACCGCGAUGCAGCUCUCAGGUUGGCCGAAGCAUUUGAGUUUACUCGACGAUUUGGCGCGACCUUGAGUAUUUGGGAUGCUUUGAGCUCGUGGCUAACGCGGGUUUUGCCCGAGUACUUUGAUUUGUUAGAUCGUAACCACCCGGGGGCAUUGCUACUCUUAGCUCAUUACGCUGUCCUACUGAAGCCACUCCAGGCUGAGUGGUUUCUAAGGGGUCGGAUUACGAAGCUGAUGGAUGAAAUUGGGCGACGGCUGGAGGGGAAUUGCUCUCUGGGCAUAUGGAAUUCGUUUUUGAUUGCCCAUCAAAAAUUUACUUCUUGA
Messenger RNA from Penicillium robsamsonii, 1512 nucleotides. RefSeq lists its product as uncharacterized. NCBI's taxonomy places the organism in Eukaryota, Fungi, Ascomycota, Eurotiomycetes, Eurotiales, Aspergillaceae. The coding region runs from base 1 to 1512 and encodes 503 amino acids. Gene Ontology annotation, biological process: regulation of transcription by RNA polymerase II. Gene Ontology annotation, molecular function: DNA-binding transcription activator activity, RNA polymerase II-specific. The transcript is spliced from 2 exons. The record is from RefSeq and is a predicted model, not a curated record.